Molecule: messenger RNA, 574 nt
Organism: Xiphophorus couchianus (Monterrey platyfish)
Lineage: Eukaryota; Metazoa; Chordata; Actinopteri; Cyprinodontiformes; Poeciliidae
Gene: snrpe
Product: small nuclear ribonucleoprotein polypeptide E
Exons: 5
Coding region: 147-425 (92 amino acids)
Biological process (GO): mRNA splicing, via spliceosome
Cellular component (GO): spliceosomal complex
Molecular function (GO): RNA binding
Source: RefSeq, a predicted model, not a curated record
UAGCCGUUCAUACAGGCGCGGAAGGCGGAAGCAAACGCGCCAUUGUAGCAGAUUUGCAACGUGAGUGGAACGUUAAGGCGCUCUGAACCCAGAAAGGGUGCUGUUUUUUUUAACGCUUUCAUCUCGUUGGUGUUUUUGUUGGAGAAAUGGCGUACAGAGGACAAGGACAGAAGGUCCAGAAGGUUAUGGUGCAGCCCAUUAACCUCAUUUUCAGAUACCUGCAGAAUCGUUCCAAAAUCCAGGUGUGGCUGUAUGAGCAGGUCAACAUGCGGAUAGAGGGAUGCAUUAUUGGCUUUGAUGAGUACAUGAACCUGGUUCUGGAUGAUGCUGAGGAAAUCCACAUGAAGACCAAGAACAGAAAGCCACUGGGGAGGAUCAUGUUGAAAGGAGACAACAUUACGCUGCUGCAGAGCGUGUCCAACUAGAAGAGGAGAUGCCUACAGUUCUAGACUUUUCUAGAAUUAUGUUUUCCUUUUUUAUGGUCUCUGUGUUUUGUUUGUAUGGCAUGAAUAUUGUAAUUGUUUCUCUCAACCACAUGGUCCCAUUUUGAAAAUAAAAUUUUGUUUUUCCUAGA